Podospora pseudocomata is the source of this 2192-nucleotide messenger RNA. RefSeq lists its product as uncharacterized. The record is from RefSeq and is a predicted model, not a curated record. Bases 1233 to 1883 code for a protein of 216 amino acids. Lineage: Eukaryota; Fungi; Ascomycota; Sordariomycetes; Sordariales; Podosporaceae. The transcript is spliced from 2 exons.
CUCCGACUGUUACAGUAUUUCACUCAACACGUCUUGGAUACCUAGGCGAGUACCGACCUAAAAGUCAUCCCGUCCUCCCGCCAGCUUAGGAUCAACGCUACUUCUUGCAAGCUCGGUGCCAUGCGCUACAGAAUCUUGAUAUUCUUCAGAUAUCUGGAGUCUCAGGACUAGGCUAAUGAAGUCUACUACCUAUCACUUAUAUGAAAGACUAACGGAUAUGAUUACUGAGCAUCGGACGGAAGCUUGUCGUCUAUCAUUUCAAUCUUCCAUUGACGGACGUCCAGGCUAACCGCUCGUCAAAGAAAUACCAAUGAGCUACACUGUCCAAUACCUAGACAAGUGGCAAUGGUUGUCAAGGUUGUGACACCAUGACCCUGAUGGAGGUAGCCAAAGAAUAGCCUUGACAAAUUUCGUCCAAUAUCACGAGAAGGCCUUGACUAUAUAUCCUACCUCAUCUUAGCAAUCACCGAUUGCAUCUUGAUAGUCCAUUGCUUCGCAGUUGACUCUCAUUAUUCAUUUCUUGAUUACCGCAGAAUAUCAUGAAUAAAUCUGCGUCUUCCAAGAUUCCAUCCUUCGGCCUCCCGGAGAACUGAAACGCCAAAGACAACGAUGAAACCCAGUGCUACCCAUUCUCAUCAGCGCCACUCGCCAUCGCGAUAAACAAGUGGCUGCCGGCCUUUUUAGCGUUCAACCCGCCCCCAGGGUUCAGGGGACCAGCCGCUAAAUAAUCCGCGGGGUACAGCGGCAAGCGCGUGCUACCAAGCCGGAAAGAGUGCCCGUUUUCUUGAUCGGCAAAGUUGUGGUGGUUUUGUCCGUGAUAAGAACACCUUCGAAGAAUCUCUCAUUCUCGGCGCGGAAUCAUCGCUUUGGCCUGGGCAGGCUUGGCACAACUGGCCUGCAAUCUCCCUUCCGUCUCUCUCUCUCCCUCGCUCGUGCUUUUUCCAGUUCUUUCUUUGUUUAUGCGACAGUGCUCCUUCCCUUUCACCUCUGCACAUCGAAAGAGUUCAGGCAGACUCAUCUGUACAAAACCAACUUGCGACCUUCAUCCAGAUCGAUCAAGUUAUCGUCCCCCUCUUUGAUCGCAUCUAUUCAUCUCCCGAUAUAGAAGUCAACCCAGGUGCAUCAAAUUCAUCGCAGCAGCCGCCCAGCCUAUCCGAGUUCCUGGAACUCUGGACCUCGGACAUUCCCCAUCCCAUCCCAUCCGGUCACCACACACAAAAACAACACAAACAAUGGCCAUCGCCACGCUUCUACCCAGGCAAACCUACUACUACCGCAACUGCACCCGAGACGAAGAUGGCUUUCUCAUCAGCGACGAAAACUGCUACAUCUCCUUCUGGAACACAAAGGCCGGCAUAAUAGUCAAAUGGUCCCUCUUCCUCGCCAUCCUCCUCUCCCUCACCCUCUACCUCCUAAUAGGCUACUUCCACGCCCGGAAACGCGUCCGCUCCGGCCUCCCCCCGCUGGGAUACCACCGCUUCCUCGUCAACCGCGCCACCCUCGCCCAAGUCGACCCCCGAUAUCGAUACCCCCAAUCCACCUUCACCCCUUACAACCACAACGGGGACGGGUAUCAAUACUACAACAUGCAAGGAAUGCCACCACCACCAGUCUACGAUCCCAACGCGCCACGGCCGCCGGUUUACGAACCGCCUGCUGGAGUCUCUAAAUAUGGGGAGGGUAAUGGGAAUGGGACGACACCACCACCACCGCAGGAUAAUGGGUAUAUCUACUCCCCACCACCGGGACCACCACCACCAGCGGUGGUCGCGCCAGUGCCAAGUAGCAGCUUGAAUGAGCAGUACGCCCCUCCCCCUGGGCCACCACCAUUCACACUACAACCUCAAGGAACGGGGAAUACCAACAACCCGUUCAGGAGCUAGAAGAGACGGUAUCGGAUUGGGAAGGCAGGUAGCAGGGUAGGGUUUUGGAAUAGGAUGAGGAGUGAGCGUAAUUUGUAUAUAUGAUUGAUCCCCUGGUGGGAAAGGACCACGGAACAGAAUAAAGGAGGGAAAGCUUGACCAUGUUCAAUGCUCAACCUGUGGGCAUUAAUGGGGUUUCUCGAUUGAGAAGGAGAAGGGCGCGGAACGCCAGCAGCUCUCACGAGUAGGGUUCACUCUGGAAUUACCUACGUUAUAGCAUUCAUUACAAACAUGCCUAAAUACACCUAAUAUUACAAGCAGCGCAAGAGC